This is a messenger RNA of Ictalurus punctatus (channel catfish), 2030 nucleotides long. It is a transcript of the gene aldh8a1, whose product is annotated as aldehyde dehydrogenase 8 family, member A1. Gene Ontology annotation, biological process: retinoic acid metabolic process. The record is from RefSeq and is a predicted model, not a curated record. Lineage: Eukaryota; Metazoa; Chordata; Actinopteri; Siluriformes; Ictaluridae. The transcript is spliced from 8 exons. Gene Ontology annotation, molecular function: retinal dehydrogenase (NAD+) activity. Bases 1 to 1584 code for a protein of 527 amino acids.
AUGGGAGAGCAAUCGCCAAAUAAGGAGAAAACAGCACGAUCUGGCAACAAUCAUCCCAGCGCGCGUAUUAUUUUCUUACUGCUCGGGUUUCUCACCGCGUGCUGCAGAAAGUUUCUGAGAAAAGCCGACAUGUCCGUGACCCUCGUGCUGGAGAACUACAUCGGCGGGAAGUUCGUGCCCUGCUCCCGGCACGUAGACUCAUACGACCCGUCCACCGGAGAGCUGUACUGCACAGUACCGGACAGCGGCGUGGCUGAGGUGGAGGCAGCAGUGAAGGCUGCUAAAGAAGCGUUUCCUGGCUGGUCAGCUGCAAGUCCAGCAGAACGAGCUCGGGUUCUGAAUAAACUUGCUGAUCUGAUAGAAGCUCGCCUGGAGGAUUUCGCCCAGGCGGAAUCUAAAGACCAAGGCAAGACGAUAAGCUUCGCCCGAAAUGUCGACAUCCCACGUGCAGCGUACAACUUCCGAUUUUUUGCUUCGUCCGUCCAGCACCACACGACCGACUGCAGUCAGAUGGACCACAUGGGCUGCAUCAAUUACACUGUGCGAAACCCUGUAGGAGUGGCUGGUCUGAUCAGUCCUUGGAACCUGCCUCUGUAUCUUCUUACCUGGAAGAUCGCUCCUGCUGUGGCUACAGGGAACACAGUGGUGGCCAAACCCAGUGAGAUGACCUCAGUCACUGCCUGGAUGAUGUGCAAGCUGUUGGAAGAGGCUGGUUUCCCACCAGGAGUUGUGAAUAUAGUGUUCGGCACAGGUCCGCGUGCAGGCGAUGCCCUUGUGUCUCACCCGGAUGUGCCCUUAAUUUCGUUUACGGGCAGCACGGCUACAGCUCGAGUCAUAACCGAGCGCAGCGCCCCCUACUGCAAGAAACUCUCUCUGGAGCUCGGGGGAAAAAACCCAGCUGUCGUGUUCGCCGAUGCUGACCUCGAACAGUGCAUCAGUACCACCGUGCGCUCCAGCUUCUCCAAUCAGGGCGAGAUUUGUCUCUGUACCAGCAGGAUCUUUGUGGAGCGGAGCAUUUAUGCACAAUUCCUAGCAAAGUUUGUAGAGGCGGCUCGCCAGUGGAAAACCGGCACGCCCUCUGACCCUUCGAACGACAAUGGAGCGCUUGUGAGCAAGGAGCACUUAAAGAAGGUGCGGGGUUAUGUGGCUCUGGCGAGGGCUGAGGGUGCUCAGGUGCACUGUGGUGAGGGCGUCGACGCUCUCGCUCUCCCGCCUCGAAACGCAUCCGGAUACUUCAUGCUGCCUACGGUGAUCACGGGCGUUGCAGACUCCUCUGCCGUGAUGCAGGAGGAGAUAUUCGGCCCCGUCACCUGCGUGACGCCCUUCGAUACAGAAGACGAAGCGAUCUCGCGGGCUAACGACGUGCGCUACGGCCUGUCCGCUGUGGUGUGGUCCAGAGACGUGGGACGUGUUCACCGAGUGGCUCGGCAGCUGCAGGCCGGAUUAGUGUGGACCAACUGCUGGCUCAUCCGAGAUUUAAACCUGCCGUUCGGAGGAAUGAAGAGCUCAGGCAUCGGGAGAGAAGGAGGGAAAGACUCCUACCACUUCUUCACUGAGGUUAAAACUAUUACUGUAAAGCACUGAGGGCGUCGCAGAUUAAUACACUACCGUUAAAGUGGCUUUAUCUUAGUUUAACUCAGAUGAUAAAAAAUGCUUUCAAAAUUUCAAAAUUAAACACAGAAUAAGACAAUAUUUCUGAAUAUCAUACCUACCUUUAAAAAAAAAACCUAGUGAUGCCUUAUAUAAUAUCACAUACCGUAUAUUCUCUCUACACACAGAGAUAAUUGUCCGUUUGUAUCAGCUGACAUUACAGUUUAUCAUAAUAUGAAAUAUCAUCAAGCCUUGCCACAAGCAUUUCAGCGCACUGCCGGUCAAAAGUUUGUGGACACCCGACUGAGAUGUUUCUCACGAUCGUUAAAAAGCGUUUGAUCCGAAGGCGUGUGAUUAAACGUGUGAAACCGGUGUCGCAGACAAAGAUAUAAUCGUGCCGACGUGUUCAUUUCUUUCACUAGAAAACUGACAUUUUAUUU